Molecule: messenger RNA, 396 nt
Organism: Penicillium canariense
Lineage: Eukaryota; Fungi; Ascomycota; Eurotiomycetes; Eurotiales; Aspergillaceae
Exons: 1
Coding region: 1-396 (131 amino acids)
Biological process (GO): secondary metabolic process
Source: RefSeq, a predicted model, not a curated record
AUGGAGCACCUAGCCUGUGCGGACCCGGCGACGUCGUUUGUGCAUGCCUACCCAAGGUUGGUGGAGACGGGCCUGAUGCGCGAGUUCGGGGUAAUCACUCGCACUGCCGUGAGUGCACUACUCGUUCUGGGCCGGCCCUGGAUGGUGCCGCUGGAUGAGAGUGGCAAGCGGCAUCUAUACGCCGCCACUAGCCCAUGGUUUCCCCAUGACCCUCCAGCGAUGUGGAGGAUGCGGCACCGGGUUCCGAUGCCACUAAGGGCAGUGGUGCAUAUCUGGUCCGACAAUGGGAAACGAAAGCCCCUACAAGAGCUGCGCCAGAAUGAUGCAGGGAAGUUGGUGUGGCAGCAUACUAUGGGUGUGCUGGAGUCGAUUUGUGGCAAAAGAAGUGGGUACUAA